GGGAGAGCAAACAAAAUAUAAUUGUUUUUUCAAUUUAAAAAAAAUGAAAAACCCAAACCCUAAAAUAUCUCUGCGGGAGAGCAUCAAACAUGGAAAGAGUUUUCAAAUUUGCCACUAUUCGUACCUGAGUCAGUGUUUUUUCCUGUCUUCUUUUCAUCUCUUUGUUUCAAAGAGCGGGAAACGAAGAAAAGCCUAAAGUUAGGGGUUUUGUGUUUUUUUUCUUCGAGUGAUGGCGAAUGUAGCAGUGGAUAAAGAUCAACAAUAGCUAAUGAAUUUCCGUUUAAGGUAAGUCAGAAAUCUUAGUAAUGCUUUCCUUUUUAUUGUGUUUCCAUUUAUUGUUUUAUAUAUACGUUUUUUUUUGAAUUUGGAUGAAGGAUCGGUGAAGGAUCGGUGGGACAAUAAUGUGGAAGAGCUUGAAAACUAUUUCCAGCAAUUGUUGUCUUUGAAUUUGGAUGAAGAGAUUGAUAUGUUACAAGCUAAUCCAAUGGAGUCAGAUACACCAGAAAGCAUCAAUUCUAACAUGAAUGAUGAAGAAAAAAUGGAAGCUGUGCAAUGUAAGAUAGAUGAAGCACAUGAGGCUAUUCUUUUGAAGAAGAAAGAAACUAAGGCUGAUGUUGAAAGACAUGCAAAAGCUAAAUCGGCUAUAGAUUUAUGCAAUGCCAAGGCUGAGGAUCUCGAAACUCAGAUAAAAGAAGAGGUCACCCAAUGGUUAGAAAUUAAGAACGUAUUGGACAUUGAAAAAGAGAAACUAUUUGAAGUUAAAAGAGAAGUUGAAGAGAGCAAAAAUAGGCUUAAUUCAUUUAAGGAACAUCAAGUUGAACUAUCAAAUAAACUUCAGAAAUCAAGUCAAGCAAGAGCAAAUGCUGUGGCUCAGUUGGAAAUGGCUGCAGUUACAAGAGCUAAGAUGGUAAUGGAAAUCGAGGAAUUGAGGUGACAAAAGGAUGUUUUUCAACGCAGGAUUGAGUUUUGUAGAGAGAAAGAUGCACUCAGAAUGGUUGCACGAUCAAACGAGUUAAGAUGUGGUUAUAGAGAGUAUAUGGCCGAGGAUAUUAGAUUGGCGACUGAUGAUUUUUCGGAGCGUUUGCGAUUAAAAGUGAGUGGAGAUUGGUCGAAUGUUUAUCGAGGACGAAUCAAUCAUUCAACGGUUGCGAUCAAGAUGCUCAAUUCUGUUAAUGGAAUGUCUCAAGAAGACUUUCAAGCUAAGGUGAGGCUUCUUAAUGACUUAAGACAUCCACAUUUGGUUGCUCUAAUGGGAUUCUGCUCGGAGCUGACAUGCAUAAUCUAUGAACACAUGCACAAUGGUAGCUUGAGAGACAUUUUAUUUACCCCCCAAAGGAGCUGUAGGAAAAUAAAUAGAAACCGAGUCCUUUGUUGGUAUGAUCGGAUCAGAAUAGCUUGCGAGGUUUGCUCGGGCUUGAGCUACUUGCACUCGGCAAAGCCAAGGCCCAUAGUUCACGGUCAUCUAACCACAUCCAACAUUCUCCUAGACCGUGACCUAGUUGCAAAGAUUAGCAGCUUUGGCUUGAGACAGCACCAUGAUCACUAUGAUAUAAGAUUGGAUAUUCGAGCUUUUGGGGUUUUAUUGAUGCAUAUGUUAACUGGGAGGAAUUGGGCGGACCUGAUCGAAGAUGCGACAGUGGAGGACCAGGCAGCACUCAUUAAGGUCUUGGAUGAGAAAGCAGGGAAAUGGCCUUCGGACUUGGCAGUAGAACUUGCAAAAAUAUCUAUGAAAUGCAUGUCGGUGUGCCGAGGGGCGAACCCAGAUUUGCAGAUUGCAACAGUAAUGGAAGAACUACAUGAGCUGAAAAAGAAAGCUGAUGAACUGAGGGCUAGAGGGGGAUUUGAAGUGGUAAGCAAUGAGAACGUAAACAGUGAAGACUCAAAUGAGGCACCAAGUGUUUUCCUCUGUCCCAUAUUCCAGGUUAGGGAACUUUUGAAAAGUAGAAGCACCCUUAAAUCCGAGGCAAAUGGGGUCAAAAUUCUGGACAGCUCUCAAGAAGGUUCUUAUGAGUGGGUGGCGCAUAUGUUUCUGGGCAUCUGUUGCUCCUGCUGCUAUACUUGCUCUUUUUAUGGAGUUUUCUGUAGAGAGUCCCCAUUGGCUUUUUAAGGUGCAUACUUUGGCUUUCUGUUCCGGUGUUUUGGAUUCUCUGGCGGUUGAAUUGAAAGCAUCAAAGGACUUCUCUAAGUUAUAUGCAGGCAUUGCAAUACUUUGGCUUCAUAUAAGCUUGAACCAGCCUUCUGUUGUAUAUUGUUUCUUCUUUUUUUUUUGAUCUUUUUCCUUUGAUUAAUGAGAGGUGAUGAUGAAUUGGCAUUCUUUUCUCAUGAGGAUAAAUUUUGUUUUAGAAAUUGUAAUACUUUAUGUGUUUGUGUGUGUUAUUUUUUAUGUAUUAAAUUACAUAUUAAAUCAAUGUUUAUGUAUUAAAUUUAAAUUCAUUAAUUUUUA
Molecule: messenger RNA, 2443 nt
Organism: Gossypium arboreum
Lineage: Eukaryota; Viridiplantae; Streptophyta; Magnoliopsida; Malvales; Malvaceae
Product: putative U-box domain-containing protein 50
Exons: 7
Coding region: 992-2107 (371 amino acids)
Biological process (GO): protein phosphorylation
Molecular function (GO): protein kinase activity; ATP binding
Source: RefSeq, a predicted model, not a curated record